AAUGCAGUAUCCAUUCUGACUUAAUGGUUAGUUUCCUCAGUGAGAGUGGGUUCCUGUGUUUUGGCGGCACAUGUGUGUUUUGGGGGAUGAUACAAAUUUGAGCGAGCCCCUUUACGGUCAGGUGGCACGUGCCGUAUAUCUCCCGGCGACGCCCGAGUAGCCUAUCAUCACGUGAUGAUGUGGCGCCGGUGACGGAUCCGUUCCCAUCGCGGCGGUUUGAAAGGUUUCCUAUUGCGUCCUCGGUGGGCGGAGAUACGAAUGCGCUCCGUUACAGAAUUAUGUAGAUUUUCAUCUUUUUAGCGCUUGUUGGCAGGGCAUCGCGUUUCAAUGGGAUAAAUCAGCUGUAUUGGAAGUCAUUCGUCUGUGGAUUAACAUCAACGACGCACGCACGCAGGCAAUAGCCACUGCACACGGACGGAGGUGAACUCGCAAGGCAGGGCAGUUGGAUGAGACUGAAGCAGAGUGGACUGACGUGCAUCUGGUGAUCGCGAGGCGCAGGGCCUGGAAGAGGGGCGCGCAUCCUGACCCGGUCAAAGGUUAGGCCACUGCGAAUGAUGAAGACAACGACGAUGCUUAGUUUGGUUUACAUAGAAACGGAAAAUUCUGGGUGAGGAGGAAGUGUGAAUAUCUGUUGGUGGGGCCAAGCGGCGGAAGGGUGGGGCCAUGGCUGCUACCACGCCGACCAAUGCCCUGCCCUCCAAGAAGAGUCGCGCCAAGCCGGAGGCGGAGUCUCUUCAAGCGUCCAAUGAGGAGCUCAAGAGCAAACUGAGUGACACUCAGAAUGAGCUGCAGCAGGAGAAAGCAAAGAUGUGUAAGUUGCGUGAGCGCAUGCAGGAGUUGCGUUCGCAGCGGGAGUGUGAGCAGCACAAGCACUCGGUGGCCAUGACGGAGCUGCGCGUCAAGCUGCACGAGGAGCGACAGCGCGAGGUGGCCGGCGUGCGAGAGGCGUUGGCACGGCAACACGAGACAGAGCUGGCCCGGCUGGCACGGGUGCGAGAGGCGGAGCAGCAGCGGCUACAUGCACAGCUCAACGCCCUCAGGGAAGGGGGAGGAGUUAGCAGUGAGCUUCGGGGCCUGCUUCGAGAAGAGGCCCGAGAGGAAGUGAGGCGGAGCCACGAGGCAGAGAAGCUCCGCCUCUCCCAGGAGCUGCAGGAAGUGAGGUCGGCGCGGCGACAGGCGGAGGACGCGCUGGCCGUAUCGCAGCAGGCGGACAAGGCCAAAGCAAGCGACCUCCGAGUCGCCCAUCAGCAGCACCAGGAGGAGAUCCAGCGGAUCAAACGCGAGAGCGAGCGAGAUAUCAGGCGACUGAUGGAGGAAUUGCGUGGUCGUGACCGUGUUCUGCAGGCCAUGGAGAAGGAGUUGGGGGUGCAGGCGGGUCAGACCCAGAGGCUGCUGCUGCAGAGGGAGAUGGCCGAGAGGAACCAUGGCAGCCCCAAAAGAGAAGUCGCCCCGUCCCUCGCAGACAGCCCAGACCUCCCCAACAACCAGGAGAGUGUUGAUGAGAGGGACACUCGCCGCUUUCAGCUGAAGAUUGCUGAGCUGCAGUCGGUCAUCAGGAAGCUGGAGGACAGAAACGCCCUCCUGUCUGACGAGAGGAACGAACUGCUGAAGCGCGUCCGAGAGGCAGAUGGACAGAUGAAGCCCCUUCUGGAGAAGAAUAGACGGAUGAAUAAGAAGAGCGACGAGCUGCUGCAGAGCCUGCAGCGGAUGGAGGACAAACUGAAGAGCCUAAGCCGAGAGAACGCAGAGCUGAGAGAGAACUCCUUACAGCAGCAGCAGCAGCAGUCCAACUCCCAGCAGGGCGUUCUGAAGCGCCACAGCUCACUGUCGGACCUAAGCCACGCCCCGGAGCAGCAGGAAGUGGAGUGUCUCCGUCUCCAGGUGACGGAGCAGCGAGGCUACAUCGAGGAGCUUGUGCAGGAGCGGGAUAGACUGCUUUUCAACAAGAAGAACAAGAGGAAAGGGCUAAAGGUGCCCAAGAAGCAUGUUGUGGAGACAUAUUUUGGAUUUGACGAGGAGUCUGUGGAUUCGGAAACCUCUUCCCUGACAUCUUUCAACACCGACCAGACCCCUGCUACACCCGAGGAGGAGUUGGAGGAGACUUUCUGCAGGGAAGAGGCAGAGCUGCGAUUCCGUCAGCUGACUCGAGAGUACCAAGCACUGCAGCGAGCCUAUGCCCUCUUACAGGAGACCACUGGCCCACUGGACCCCGAGAGACACUGCAGGACGCGGGAGCAGCUACAGGCGGAGCUGACUGGCUGUCAGGAGCGGAUCGCCGACCUGGAGCGCAGCCUGGCCGAGAAGGGGCAGGUAUGUGUGAUGCAGGAUGCUAAAUGGGUGGAAGAGAAGCAGAACCUCUUCAGAACAAACCAGGAGCUUCGAGAGAAGAUCAUUCAGCUGGAGCAGGCUGAGUGUCGUCUGCGGUCCGAGGUGCAGGACUCUCAGGACCAGAAUGAGCUGCUGGAGUUCCGGGUGCUGGAGCUGGAAGAGCGGGAGAGACGGUCGCCUGCAUUUAACCUCCAGAUCUCUGCCAUGGAGAACAACAGCAGCCUACAGCUACACUGCCAUGAGGAGGGAGUGCAGGAUGUGAUCAUCCCCGAUCUCGUAAAGAAGCUGGAUAUCUUAGGUGAUAACGGGAACCUACGCAACGAGGAGCAGGUUACAGUGAUUCAGGCAUGCACUGUACUCUCUCUCUGUGAAAAGUGGCUGAAGCAGAUUGACAGCACAGAGGCAGCUCUGACUCAGAAGAUGGUUGACCUGGAGAAUGAAAAGGAGCUAUUCAGCAAGCAGAAAGGCUUUUUAGAGGAGGAGCUAGACUACAGGAAGCAAGCUCUGGACCAUGCCCAUAUGAGGGUGCGGGAGCUAGAGGCCACGCUGUACGCCAUGCUGCAGCAGAAUCCUGAAUGCCGAUUGGGCGAGACGCUGAGUGACAGGCAGAGGGUGGAGCUUGCGGAAGCCAUGGAGGCCGUGAGGAGGCAGAUCCUGAGGCAGAGUCGACAGGCUGAUAGUGUCAUCCUACAGCAACGCAUGGAGAUGCUGCAGUCUGCACAGCAGCGAAUCAGAGAACUAGAGGAUAAGAUUGAUCUUCAAAGAAAACAAGUAAAAGAGAUUGAGGAGAAGUUUUUGUUCCUCUUUUUAUUCUUCUCUCUAGCUUUUAUCCUCUGGCCUUAACACACUGUUACACAAACACACACCACUCUCAACCGAAACCGCUUACAGCCUCUACUUCCUGGUCACACACACAGUCUGCCUCUCUCACUCAGUCACACUCAGUUGGACCGGCCAACUGACCGGUCACACCCUCUUCACUGGGAUACAAUUGGACAUUCCCCGCUCUGUUCUUGUGCGUGAUUGGUUCCUGCGUUUGGUGACAUGUCGGGACUGUCCGUGCACACAAUCU
This is a messenger RNA of Engraulis encrasicolus (European anchovy), 3400 nucleotides long. It is a transcript of the gene jakmip1, whose product is annotated as janus kinase and microtubule interacting protein 1. The record is from RefSeq and is a predicted model, not a curated record. Gene Ontology annotation, molecular function: GABA receptor binding; microtubule binding; kinase binding. The transcript has 22 exons. The coding region runs from base 664 to 3171 and encodes 835 amino acids. NCBI's taxonomy places the organism in Eukaryota, Metazoa, Chordata, Actinopteri, Clupeiformes, Engraulidae.